AUGCGAGGCAAGGAAGAGAGGUUGUCGGCUGUACUAAUAGCAGAUCAUUUCAACUCGUGCUUCGGCAGUUCGUUUUCGAGUCUUUUACCGUUGUGCAAUGUGCCGCUAAUCGACUACGUUCUGGAAUGGCUGGAAGCGUUGGACGUGGAGGAUGUGUUCGUCGUAAUGGUCGCCUCGCCGAAACUAUUCCAUCGUUUUCUGCUUCCAGUGCUCAAUGGCUGCAAAAGCCUUGGGGACGCAAUGAGAGAAUUGGACCGCAGGGCGCUCCUCAAAUCAGAUUUUCUUCUCGUUCAAGUUGUAAACUUCGCUCUUUCGAUUCAUUUUUUAUGUCGAAUACUGUCGAUUCUGAGCUGUAGAAUCCAAUUACUGGAGUCACGUUUCAAGUUUCUUCGGAGAUACUUCGUGCGUAUUCGAUAUCGUCAAAUGUAUUCUCUUCAGAGUGAAGACACGAUUUUAGCUUUCGGUGUCAUCAUUGCAGCACAUUCUCUCAUUUUCUCCUCUCCAGUUGUAACAGUUUACUUGCUUAUGCUGUGUCUUAGUUUCCAGCAGCUCGCUCGACAGACUUAA
This is a messenger RNA of Soboliphyme baturini, 567 nucleotides long. The record is from the annotation of a GenBank genome assembly. Lineage: Eukaryota; Metazoa; Nematoda; Enoplea; Dioctophymatida; Soboliphymatidae.